Molecule: messenger RNA, 2185 nt
Organism: Malania oleifera
Lineage: Eukaryota; Viridiplantae; Streptophyta; Magnoliopsida; Santalales; Ximeniaceae
Product: ATP synthase subunit beta, mitochondrial-like
Exons: 9
Coding region: 179-1846 (555 amino acids)
Biological process (GO): proton motive force-driven mitochondrial ATP synthesis; proton transmembrane transport
Molecular function (GO): ATP hydrolysis activity; proton-transporting ATP synthase activity, rotational mechanism; ATP binding
Source: RefSeq, a predicted model, not a curated record
GUCGUCAUUUUUGCAGCUUGAAGGUUGAAGCUCCAUGGGCUUUAAUCCCGGCCGGCAACAGCAAUUCCACUAGUAAAAACAAGGAGGCUGAAGUGCUGAACUGUACGUAUAAAGUGAGGCCACAGAGUCUUCGCAAACCCUAGCAUUUGUCUCUCUGACGUUGGAACCCUUCGGAGCCAUGGCUUCUCGCAGGCUCUUAUCUUCUCUUCUCCGAACAUCCAUACGCAGAUCUCCUUCCAGAUCCCCGGGCGUAAGCCGUGGAACUCCAUCGCCCUAUUCUUCGUCUCGUCCUUCUCCCACUGGCUUUCUCCUCACCCGCGCUGUGAACUAUGCCACCUCUGCCGCAGCUCCGGCCCCAUCAUCGCCGCCGGCGAAGUCCGAUGGCGGCUUCAGCGGGAAGGUCACUGACGAGUUCACUGGACGCGGCUCGAUCGGGCAAGUGUGCCAAGUUAUCGGUGCCGUCGUCGACGUCAGGUUCGAGGAGGGCUUGCCACCGAUCCUGACGGCGCUUGAAGUUCUCGACAACUCGAUCCGUUUGGUGCUUGAAGUAGCUCAGCAUUUGGGAGAGAAAACCGUGAGAACUAUUGCUAUGGACGGGACUGAGGGGCUUGUUAGAGGACAGAGAGUCCUGAACACUGGUUCUCCCAUCACGGUCCCUGUUGGUAGGUCGACACUCGGACGUAUCAUGAACGUUAUCGGAGAGCCUAUUGAUGAGAGGGGUGAACUCAAGACCGACCAUUUUUUACCUAUUCAUCGUGAAGCUCCAGCAUUUGUUGAUCAAGCAACUGAGCAACAGAUUCUUGUCACUGGAAUCAAGGUUGUUGAUCUUCUUGCGCCAUACCAAAGAGGUGGAAAGAUUGGGCUGUUUGGUGGUGCAGGUGUUGGCAAAACAGUGCUUAUUAUGGAACUUAUUAACAAUGUUGCAAAAGCUCAUGGUGGUUUCUCUGUGUUUGCUGGUGUCGGAGAACGUACUCGAGAGGGUAAUGACCUGUAUAGAGAAAUGAUGGAAAGUGGUGUCAUUAAGCUUGGGGACAAGCAGGCUGAGAGCAAAUGUGCUCUUGUAUAUGGUCAAAUGAAUGAGCCCCCUGGUGCUCGUGCCCGUGUUGGGCUUACUGGCUUGACAGUGGCAGAGCAUUUUCGAGAUGCUGAAGGGCAGGACGUGCUUCUCUUCAUUGACAACAUUUUCCGUUUUACCCAAGCUAACUCUGAGGUGUCUGCUUUACUUGGCCGUAUUCCAUCAGCCGUUGGUUACCAACCAACUUUGGCUACAGAUCUUGGAGGCCUUCAAGAGCGUAUCACUACAACAAAGAAGGGAUCCAUCACAUCUGUCCAGGCUAUUUAUGUGCCUGCUGAUGACUUGACAGAUCCUGCUCCUGCAACAACAUUUGCUCACUUGGAUGCUACAACUGUGUUAUCUCGACAGAUCUCUGAGCUUGGUAUUUAUCCUGCUGUCGAUCCCUUGGAUUCCACAUCCCGUAUGCUCUCACCUCAUAUUUUGGGAGAGGAACACUACAAUACUGCUCGUGGGGUGCAGAAAGUCCUUCAAAACUACAAGAAUCUUCAAGAUAUUAUUGCCAUUUUGGGGAUGGAUGAACUAAGUGAAGAUGACAAGUUGACUGUUGCUCGUGCUCGUAAAAUUCAAAGGUUCUUGAGUCAGCCUUUCCAUGUUGCAGAAGUCUUCACUGGUGCUCCUGGCAAGUAUGUGGAAUUGAAGGAAAGCAUUGCCAGCUUUCAGGGAGUUUUGGAUGGGAAAUAUGAUGAUCUUCCUGAGCAGUCAUUUUAUAUGGUGGGAGGAAUUGAAGAGGUCAUUACGAAGGCAGAGAAGAUUGCUAAGGAAAAUGCUUAAUUAUUAUUAUUUUUUAUUCUGAGACUUUUUUGUCACCUUGCCCUGAUAAUUGCAAAAAUCAAUAAUUUAGUUGUUGGCAACGCUGGCAUCAGUUUUCGUUUUGUUUUUUUGGGAGAUCGAUUGCAUCUGGACGUUCCCUUUCUGUUUAACCUUGUUGCAACAUGUUACUAGUGGAGCUGGGGGGCCUUUGCCCCUUGUUAUUUUUAUUUUUAUUUUUAAUCUUGUUCUUCAAUGUGAUAAAUUGAGAGGGCUGGCUUGUAUAUUUUCCCUUUAUUUUUUUUUCCAGAAUAUUAGUGGUUCUGAUUAUAAAUGAAUGCUUCCUCUCAAUUGGCUGAGAAA